AGAGAAGGAAACUGGAGGUGGACAUUCAAAAGUCUGUCAAAGCCAAAUAAUCCGCACCACCCGAACCUUCCUCGUUUUCUUUACUGGAGUCCGAACAACGACACCGCCGGCCAGAUGCAGUUUCGACUCUUCUCUUUUGCCCUGAUCAUAUUGAACUGUAUGGAGUACAGCAACUGUCAGGCGCCGUCGCACCGCUGGAGAAGAAACAAAAGAGCGAGCUAUGGAGCGUAUCCAAUCUGUAAAGGCUGCUCGGUGUGCUCCAGAGACAACGGCUGUGUAACCUGCCAGCCCAAACUCUUCCUGUUCCUGCGGCGUGAGAGGAUGAGGCAGUACGGAGAGUGUCUGCAACAUUGUCCGGCCGGGUACUAUGGCAUGAGGAGCCCAGAUGUCAACAUGUGCUCCAGGUGCAGGAUAGAGAACUGCGAGUCCUGCUUCAGUAAAGACUUUUGCACCAAAUGUAAAGCUGGUUUUUACCUGCACAAAGCCCGCUGCUACGAAAAGUGCCCUGAGGGUUUUGCCCCGCUGGAGGACACCAUGGAGUGUGGAGAGGGCUGUGAGGUGGGCCAGUGGAGCGAGUGGGGAGCGUGCACCAGGAGAAACAAAACAUGCGGAUACAAGUGGGGUCUGGAGACGAGGACACGGCACAUUGUAAAGAAACCGCCCAAGGACACGAUACCCUGUCCCACCAUCGCUGAGUCCCGGAUGUGCAAAAUGGCCAUGCGGCACUGCAGAAGAGGGGGCUCGGGGAAACACCCGUCCAAAGAGGAAAAGAAGAAGAAGAAGAAGCAGAGACUGCGGUUUCGGGCUCACAACCAGCACACUGACCACUUGGCUGCAGUUCGCUCCAGUCAGUGAGCAGUGAACAACUACAGACUACCCAAAUACUAUAAAGAAGAACCAACGCAAAGCUGCUAGCCACUGCUGCACCCAUAUCCUGUCUGACCACAAGCCCCACCUCCUGCCCUGGGCCACCCCACUGCCUAUAGGACACUAGGUCACUCCAGUAUUUAUCUCUAAUGUAGGAUAUCACUAAAAUGUGCUUCAUGCUGCUUUGUCCAGUCGCAGUGACCAACCAGGUGACCUUCGUCCAAGCCCCUCCCCCUAUUCCAUCACCUUGUUGUGGGCUUUUUACAUUGUCAUUAACCAUCCAAACGUGAUGAGAGGCAGAGACUGUGCAGGCUGUGGGAGAGAAGGUGGGCUGAGAUGAGGGCAAGGAGGAUGGCGAACAAGAUGGCAGAUGAAAGGGUAACCAGAGAUUUGGCUAAACAAGAGUGAUGCUAAAGGACUGAAAAGGCAUCUUGAACUUAAAGAGACUUUUUAUUUAUGUCAAAGCUCACCUUCCCUGUAGACAAUGGUGUGGAGACAGAGACCAUUCCCAUGUGAGGCCUUUUAUUUUAUGUUAUGUACAUUUUUG
Molecule: messenger RNA, 1414 nt
Organism: Boleophthalmus pectinirostris (great blue-spotted mudskipper)
Lineage: Eukaryota; Metazoa; Chordata; Actinopteri; Gobiiformes; Gobiidae
Gene: rspo2
Product: R-spondin 2
Exons: 5
Coding region: 115-855 (246 amino acids)
Source: RefSeq, a predicted model, not a curated record